Molecule: messenger RNA, 755 nt
Organism: Engraulis encrasicolus (European anchovy)
Lineage: Eukaryota; Metazoa; Chordata; Actinopteri; Clupeiformes; Engraulidae
Product: glutamine synthetase-like
Exons: 3
Cellular component (GO): cytoplasm
Molecular function (GO): glutamine synthetase activity
Source: RefSeq, a predicted model, not a curated record
CCUAUUAAUCACCUUAUAUACUCGUGCUACCAUUUUUCACCAGGGCCAUACUACUGUGGAGUGGGAGCUGACUGUGCGUAUGGGAGGGAUAUUGUGGAAUGUCACUACAAGGCCUGCCUCUAUGCUGGAAUCAAAAUUUGUGGCACCAAUGCUGAAGUCAUGCCAUCGCAGUGGGAGUUCCAGGUGGGCCCGUGUGAGGGAAUAGAGAUGGGGGAUCACCUGUGGAUGGCUCGAUUCCUGCUGCAGCGUGUAUGUGAGGACUUUGGGGUAGUGGCGUCGCUAGACCCCAAACCCAUGAAAGGGAACUGGAAUGGUGCCGGAUGCCACACCAACUUCAGUACACAGGCGACGAGAGCGGAUGGGGGAAUAUUACAUAUCGAGAGAGCCAUUGAUAAGCUUAGCACCAAACAUCAAGAACACAUCAAGGUGUACGAUCCUCGUGGCGGAUUAGACAACAAGAGACGCCUCACAGGCCAGCACGAGACCUCCAGCCUGGAGAAGUUUUCCUUUGGGGUGGCUAAUCGAGGAGCGAGCAUCCGCAUCCCUCGCCAAGUCGGGCAGGACAAACGGGGCUACUUGGAAGACCGCCGACCCUCUGCAAACUGCGACCCGUAUGCAGUCACCGCCGCUAUCGCUCGCACCUGUCUUCUGCUAGCGGCGGAAGAUGAGGAAGAGCUCGAGGAAGGGAUGAACUGAAGGCAAACAAAUAAACAAAAUAAAACAAUAAUUACCAGUUUAGUUGAUAGUUAAAGGUA